UGAGCCUGGCUAGCCUGUCAAGGACACAUCCUGGGCUCAUGGGCGGAGGGCGCGGAGGGGUGAGGAAAAUUGUUGGAGGCUUGGAAGACACCAGCAUUCACUUUCUCUUUCAUCAAAACCUCAAAAAUGGCUCCCAUCGGCAAGCUCCACGGCUUCUCUGGAAACUCGCGUUUCCGCCGCGCCCUCGCGGUCGCCACCUACGCCGGCCUCGAGGUCGAGACCGACCCCAACUUCACCAUGAAGGACGGCGCCUGGAAGACCAAGGAGUUCCUCAAGAAGUUCCCCCUUGGUUACCUCCCCGCCUUUGAGGGUGCCGACGGCCUCAACCUCCAGGAGUCGGGUGCCAUUGCGGACUACUUCGCCUCGCUCGCCCCCAACUCGGACCUCGUCCCCGCCGACAAGGAGGUUGCCGCUGAGGUUCGCGAGUGGCAGUACUUUGCCGACCAGGAGAUCUUCAUCAAGACUGGUGUCGCCAUGCGCAUGCUGAACAACCGUCUCCCCUACAACAAGCCCGUCUUCGAGGGUGUUCUUGGCGAGGUCAUGGGCCGCCUCGAGACUCUUGACAAGAUCCUCCUGAAGAAGACCUUCAUUGUUGGCGAGCGCCUCACCAUUGCCGACAUCUUCCUCGCCACCGCCCUGACCAACGCCUUCACCUCUCUCAUCGACGCUUCGCUCCGCGCCAAGGUCCCCAACACCGUGCGCUACGCCAACACCGUCGUCCGCCACCCCAAGAUCGCCAAGGUCUUCGGCAAGGUCGAGUACAUUGAGAAGAUGCCCGCCUUCCAGGCCCCCACCAAGGCCAAGAAGGAGAAGGCUCCCAAGGAGGAGAAGCCUAAGGCUGACAAGCCCAAGGCUGAGAAGAAGCCCAAGGCCAAGGAGGAGGAGGACGCCGACAUUGACCUUGCGCCCCCCGAGCCCAAGAAGGAGCGCAACCCUCUCGAUGACCUCCCGAAGUCGUCGUUCAACCUUGAGGACUGGAAGCGCCAGUACUCGAACCUCGACACGCGCGGUGCCGGCGGCUCGCUCGAGUGGUUCUACAAGAACUUCGACUGGGAGGGCUUCUCGAUCUGGCGCAUGGACUUCAAGUACAACGACGAGCUCACCAUGACCUUCAUGUCGAACAACCAGAUCGGCGGCUUCUUCACCCGUCUCGAGGCUACCCGCAAGUACGUCUUUGGCUCGGCCGGUGUUCUCGGCGAGAACAACAACUCGAUCAUCACCGGUGCCCUCGUGUGCCGUGGCCAGGACGCCAUGCCCAUUGUCGAGGCCGCCCCUGACUACGAGUCGUACUCGUUCACCAAGCUCGACGUCCGCGGCAAGCCUGAGGACAAGGAGUUCUUCGAGGGUGCCCUCGCCUGGGACCUCAAGAUCGACGGCAAGGAGUUCGUCGACGGCAAGCUCCUCAAGUAAGCGUUGUUUGCCGCAUGUUAGUAAAUGGGAAGCGAUGGCCGCGCGGGUGGUGUGGACAGCAUAGAGCGCCACGCGCCGGCAAGGCCUGGUAGUAGUUGGCCUGUAGUAGCAG
Cutaneotrichosporon oleaginosum is the source of this 1522-nucleotide messenger RNA. RefSeq lists its product as uncharacterized. Gene Ontology annotation, biological process: translational elongation. Gene Ontology annotation, molecular function: translation elongation factor activity. Gene Ontology annotation, cellular component: cytoplasm; nucleus. Lineage: Eukaryota; Fungi; Basidiomycota; Tremellomycetes; Trichosporonales; Trichosporonaceae. The record is from RefSeq and is a predicted model, not a curated record.